Empidonax traillii (willow flycatcher) is the source of this 3958-nucleotide messenger RNA. It is a transcript of the gene TIE1, whose product is annotated as tyrosine kinase with immunoglobulin like and EGF like domains 1. The record is from RefSeq and is a predicted model, not a curated record. Gene Ontology annotation, biological process: positive regulation of kinase activity; multicellular organism development; protein phosphorylation. Lineage: Eukaryota; Metazoa; Chordata; Aves; Passeriformes; Tyrannidae. Gene Ontology annotation, molecular function: transmembrane receptor protein tyrosine kinase activity; ATP binding; protein binding. The transcript has 19 exons. The coding region runs from base 586 to 3381 and encodes 931 amino acids. Gene Ontology annotation, cellular component: signaling receptor complex.
CUCCCCGGGGGGACAGCCUUGCAGGGCAGCCCCCGCCGGCUCCUGGAGUCAGGGCCUUCUCCAAACAAUGGGUGGAGAGCAGGAAACGCCGCAUGGGAAACAGGAUUUGGCUCCGCCGCCGCCACCAGCCACGGCCCCUUGGCCCCUUUCCUUUCCCUGCUCCAGAGAGCCCUUCCCACAGCCAGCGGCCACGGGGCUGCACCGAGGGGAUGGGGACGCUGCCGCCCAGGCGGGCUGGGGCGUGAGGCACCUCCUGCCCGGGCUGGGGGUUCAGCAUGGCUCAGAGAACGUUGAGCAUGCAGCCCUAGCCCUGGAGGAGCGGGUGUCUGGCCGCUGAGCAAGCAGGAACGGAGGCAUCUCUCUCUCCGUGCCCAGGCUAUGCACCAGAGAAGGUGGUCCCAGCUGCCCUGGAGGUCAAGCAGCAGCGUGGAGGCAAGAUGGGGGGCACGGGCUGGGGGCAGGGGUCCUGAGGUGCUGCUUACUUGGAGCCCCUAGGCAGCCACGGCCUCCAGCUCUGACCCCCCGUGGCUGGGACAUGCUGGGGAUUUUCUGACCUCCGCCCGAUUCAGAACACACUCCAAGGAUAUGGGACUCCAGAUUUAUCUUCUGCUUCUCCUUCCACGCCUGGCAGGGGCCAUCCUGGACAUCACCCUGAUCGCCAACGUGCAGAGCCUGUCCCACUCCGACUUCUUCCUCUCCUGCGUCACGGGGGAGAGCGACGUGAGCUACCUGCAGAUCGAGCGGGAGAACAAGAUCGUGAUGACCCACCCCAAAACGGGCUUCCAAAACUACCGCAACCGCAGCAACCAAGUGCAGGCCAGGGGCUUCUCCAUGACCGAUCUGGUGGGGAUCUUCUACUGCCUGGGCCGCACCCCGACCGAGCAGGCACAGGUGGUCUACGUGCACAACAGCCACAUUGCUGACCUCUUCCCAGUGAAGGCCACGCAGUCUGUGAAUGUUGCCGAGCCAGCCACCUUCUCUGCCAGGAUCCUCAAGAGGAAGGAGAUGGACCGGUUCCCCCAGAUCAUCCAGCUGGCCUCAGAGCUGGAGUUCAACCUGGGCUCAGAGCCCAUCGUCAGCUGCGUGGCCACUGGCAACCCACUGCCCACCAGUGACAGCGUGGAGCUGCGCAAGGCUGACGGCACCGUGCUCAAGCUCAUCAAGGCCAUCAUCGAGCCGGGACAGAUCACCUGCGAGUUCCAGGUGCGGCACCUGAGGAAGGAGGACACGGGGCUCUGGGAAUGCCGGGUCUCCACAACCGGGGGCCAGGACAGCCGGAAGGUCAAGGUCAACAUCCGAGUGCCACCAGUGCCCCUGAGCCCCCCCCGGCUGCUGGCCAAGCAGAGCCGCCAGCUCGUGGUGUCACCCGUGGACUACUUUUCUGGUGACGGACCCAUCACCUCCAUUAAGCUGUUCUACAAGCCCAAGGAUGACAACUCAGCAUGGUCAUCCAUUGUGGUCGACAACAGCGAGAACAUCACCCUCAUGAACCUCCGGCCGGUGACUGCCUACAUUGUCAGGGUGCAGCUGAGCCGGCCAGGGGCUGGUGGGGAGGGCAGCAAGGGACCUGAAGCCAUCAUGGUGACUGAGUGCCUUGAGCCCACGGUCAAGCCUGUGAUCGAAGGCUGGUCCAUAGAAGAGAAGAACACGCUUCACGUCAACUGGAAGUUGCCAAGUAACCACGAGCCAGCACAUGGCUUCAUAGUCCACCUCUUCGACUCUGCGAGGCGGCUGGUCUCCGAGAAAAACAUCACGUCCAUCUCUGUGCUCUCAGCCCGCAUUGGAGACCUGGAGUUCAACAAGGAGUAUGGGCUGGAGGUGCUGGUGUACCACUGCACCAGCCUGGGGCCGCCCUCUGACCCCUAUAAGGUCAUGAUCAACAGCAAAGGGCCCUCUGCCCCACGGUUGCUCUCGGCAGAGUCCGUGUCCGACGCCGCUGUCAGGCUGUCCUGGCAGGUCCCUGAGUACCCCAACGGGGGCAUCACCAAGUACAUCGUGGAGCUGCAGCAGGUGGGGGGCACCGGCGAACCCCAGUGGAUCGACACCGACAGCGGCGCCGAAACCACCAAGGUCAUUGGGGGCCUCAACGCCAGCACCAGCUACCAGUUCCGUGUCCGUGCCAACUCCCACGUCCCGGGGGAAUGGAGCCAGCCCGUGAAAGCCAAGACCCUGGGAGAUGGAGCGCUGAGCGUGCCGCCCAGCCUGGGCAGCCAGAGCACUGAGCAGGCAGGAAUAGACCAGCAGCUGCUCUUGGCCAUCGUUGGCUCCGUGUCUGUCACCUGCCUCACCAUCCUCUUUGCUCUCCUGGCUCUUUUCCUCAUCAAGAAGAAUUUUUUCCACCGGCGCCGCACCUUUACGUACCAGUCUGGCUCGGGGGAAGAGACCAUCCUGCAGUUCAACUCGGGGACACUGACCCUGACACGCCGGCCCAAGCCGCAGCCUGAGCCGCUCAGCUACCCCAUCCUGGAGUGGGAAGACAUCAAGUUUGAGGACAUGAUCGGAGAGGGCAACUUUGGGCAGGUCAUCAGGGCCAUGAUCAAAAAGGAUGGCCUGAAAAUGAACGCAGCCAUCAAGAUGCUGAAAGAGUUUGCUUCAGAGAAUGACCAUCGGGACUUUGCUGGGGAGCUGGAGGUGCUGUGCAAACUGGGCCACCACCCCAACAUCAUCAACUUGCUGGGUGCCUGCGAGAACAAGGGCUACCUGUACAUCGCCAUUGAGUACGCCCCCUACGGAAACCUCCUCGACUUCCUCCGCAAAAGCCGAGUCUUGGAGACAGACCCAGCCUUUGCCAAGGAGCACGGCACUGCCUCCACACUCACCUCCCAGCAGCUCCUCCAGUUUGCUUCAGAUGUGGCCAAGGGGAUGCAGUACCUGAGCGAGAAGCAGUUCAUUCACAGGGACUUGGCAGCGAGAAACAUCCUGGUGGGAGAAAACCUGGCCUCCAAGAUUGCUGACUUUGGCCUCUCUAGAGGGGAGGAAGUCUAUGUGAAGAAGACAAUGGGCCGUCUGCCAGUUCGCUGGAUGGCCAUCGAGUCCCUGAACUACAGCGUGUACACCACCAAGAGCGACGUGUGGUCAUUCGGCGUCCUGCUCUGGGAGAUCGUCAGCUUGGGGGGGACACCGUACUGCGGGAUGACAUGUGCCGAGCUCUACGAGAAGCUGCCCCAGGGCUACCGCAUGGAGAAGCCGCGUAACUGCGACGACGAGGUGUACGAGCUGAUGCGGCAGUGCUGGCGCGACCGCCCCUACGAGCGCCCACCCUUCGCCCAGAUCUCCAUGCAGCUCAUCCGCAUGCUGGAGGCCAGGAAGGCCUACGUGAACAUGGCCCUGUUUGAGAACUUCACCUAUGCGGGGAUCGAUGCCACGGCUGAGGAGGCGUGAGGCUGCGCUGGCACCGUGCAGAGGGGUGAUGCUGGCACCAGCCUGCAGGGACAGUGCUGUGGGGACAAUGGGCUGCUCAUCCCCCUCCAGGGCCAAGUGGCCAAAUGCUGGUGCCCCUUCCAAGAGCACCUUCCCUGCAGCAGGACUCUGCCAUCCCCUCCUCCCUGGCUGCCCACGCAGCAUGUGCUGGCCACACUGCCGUGGCAUCAGGCACCGACACAGCCCCACGCUGCUGGGGGACACGCUGUGGUGGCCCCCAAGGACAAGCAGCAGCACGGUGCUUGCAGCAGAGUGGGCAGGAGAGGGGCUCUCAGGAGCCUGAGCCCAUGGACACAAAUGCUCAAGCUCUGAGGCAAGAGGGGGAAGCAGCAACCCAGCAUCUGCCCACCCUGCAACUCUCAGUGUGCUCUGGGCCUAAAGUGGUGCCAGCAGGGCUGUGAGCAUUACUGACGGCGUGGGAUGGGGCCACCCUGGUGGGUGCAAAGGGAUGGCUUUGGCUGUGCACAGCCUCCAGCUCUGCAGUGACCCUUUGGAGGUGUCAGCUCUGCCUUACAGACAAUAAACAUCAUGCAACGGG